AUGGACCAUUUCACAUUGAAACUUGCUAUUUCCCUUUUCUGUUAUUUGGCAAGCAAGUUAAGUUGCUUUAGAUCCAUUAUUCCUUACCCGUAUUAUCUUUCUUUUCUUGCAAUUGAAAUUGUUAAUAUGAUUUUCUCUGAGAGAAGAGGUCAGUGGAAAGCUGCAAUCCAGUCCCAGGAAUUUUUUCGAACUCUACAGCGUUAUUACAGCAAUGCAUACAUGGAUGCAGAGAAACAAAAUGCCAUUAAUGUAUUUUUGGGGGAUUUUCUACCUCAACCAGGUAAACCGGAUGUGUGGGAACUGGAUUCUGACCAACAUUACAAUGUGGGGAGAUAUGGGCAGUCAAAUAUUGAUGAAAAUGGAAGAUUACUUUUUAAAAGAUCAUGGUCAGAUGGAAACAUUCUUAGUGAAAGUCACUCGCCCACAUCCACCUCAAAAUCCAAUAUGGGCUUUUCUAGUGCUGGGUUAUCAGACAAGCCAAAAAGAGAAUGCAAAAUGCUUUCCGAGUCAACACCAGUAAUAUCAGCUUCUGAAAGUGACGUAACAUGUUCAAGGUACACCCCUUCAGUGCCAUCUGUGGAGCUUCGUGCAGAAAUGCAGAGAGAUGGCUGCCUUGAACAUGAAAAUGUAGACACGAUUGACUGCUCGAACUUCGUUGACUUAGAUUGGCUUUCCUCUGGAACUUCAUGCGAGGAAGAGUCAUUGGAAAGGUACUCCUAUUUAGAGUCGCUUGAAUUUCUUUUUUCUUUAAGAUACUAUGGGUGA
Olea europaea var. sylvestris is the source of this 765-nucleotide messenger RNA. Its product is annotated as phosphoinositide phosphatase SAC4-like. The transcript is spliced from 6 exons. Gene Ontology annotation, biological process: phosphatidylinositol dephosphorylation. NCBI's taxonomy places the organism in Eukaryota, Viridiplantae, Streptophyta, Magnoliopsida, Lamiales, Oleaceae. The record is from RefSeq and is a predicted model, not a curated record. Gene Ontology annotation, cellular component: intracellular membrane-bounded organelle. Bases 1 to 765 code for a protein of 254 amino acids. Gene Ontology annotation, molecular function: phosphatidylinositol-3,5-bisphosphate 5-phosphatase activity.